AUAAGCUAAAAGAAUGGCCCCCGCUGUCUGCUAAAGAAUGCGAUGUUCUUGGGUGCUGAUGUAACUCAUCCAUCGCCAGAUCAGCGUGAGAUCCCCAGUGUGGUGGGUGUUGCCGCCUCCCAUGAUCCAUUCGGGGCUUCAUAUAACAUGCAAUAUCGCUUGCAACGCUCGACCUUGGAGGAGAUAGAGGACAUGGAGUCGAUAACUCUUGAGCACUUGCGUGUCUAUCAUCAGUUCCGGAAAUCCUAUCCCGAGCACAUUGUCUAUUAUCGUGAUGGCGUGAGCGAUGGUCAGUUUCCCAAGAUCAAGAAUGAAGAGUUGAGGGGAAUUUCUGCGGCCUGCAGCGAGAUGCGCAUUAAUCCCAAGAUUUGCUGCGUCAUCGUAGUUAAGCGGCAUCAUACACGCUUCUUUCCGAACGGAACUCCAUCGCAAUACAACAAGUUUAACAAUGUAGAUCCGGGAACGGUCGUCGAUCGCACCAUUGUCCAUCCCAAUGAGAUGCAGUUCUUCAUGGUCAGCCAUCAGUCGAUUCAGGGGACGGCCAGGCCGACGCGUUACAAUGUGAUUGAGAAUACGGGCAACUUGGAUAUAGACUUACUGCAGCAAUUAAUAUACAAUCUUUUUCACAUGUUUUCCCGUUGCAACCGCGCAGUGUCUAAUCCGGCUCCGGCAUAUUUGGCACAUUUGGCUGCGGCACGUGGACGUGUCUAUCUCACUGGCUGCACCAAGUUCCGCACUCCAAAGGAGGAAUACGCAAAGCGGUUGAUUGUUCCAGAGUUCCUGAAAACGAACCCCAUGUAUUUCGUGUAGGCAGAACAGUAAAUACGGUUACAGUUACCCUUUUGCCAAUAAGAAUUUAAUUCAAACAUCAUUAUUCUUUAUUAAUUUUUUAUUUUAUCACAUUUCUUGAACCAUAAUCGUAUAUAUCAUAUGUAAAGGGCACACUCUACUGCUUUCAUUAGGAGCUUCGAUGUGAAUGACGUCUUUAGUGGCUCUCCAGCUGGAGAGGCGCGUGGAAAUUCUUGUCACUGAGAAUCACGACUACAAGGAGCGCCUCGAGUCGCUGGAGGAGACCAAUGCCAAUCUACUUAGUCAGCUGCACAAAUUGCAGGCCCUAGUUGGCAAGCACAAUGUGAAAAAGUCCUAGGCCAGGGACCCAGGACGUGUGCCGGUUCCGUUUCUUGUUUGCCCGCCUUCCCGAAAUACCUAUGUAUAUAUCUAUACCUAUUUACCUAUACCUACACCUAUACCUAUAACUACAUAUGAAUGUAUAUGUAUAUAGAUAUCUAUACAUUUUUUUUUGUAUUUUUUGUUCCGCCUAUUACUUCUGAAGUUUUCUGUGAGAGUUUUGAAGAAUUUAUAAGACUUGCGCUGUU
This is a messenger RNA of Drosophila miranda, 1376 nucleotides long. Its product is annotated as protein argonaute-2-like. Gene Ontology annotation, molecular function: nucleic acid binding. Bases 43 to 810 code for a protein of 255 amino acids. NCBI's taxonomy places the organism in Eukaryota, Metazoa, Arthropoda, Insecta, Diptera, Drosophilidae. The record is from RefSeq and is a predicted model, not a curated record. The transcript has 3 exons.